Messenger RNA from Alnus glutinosa, 2394 nucleotides. Its product is annotated as pentatricopeptide repeat-containing protein At2g46050, mitochondrial. NCBI's taxonomy places the organism in Eukaryota, Viridiplantae, Streptophyta, Magnoliopsida, Fagales, Betulaceae. The transcript has a single exon. The record is from RefSeq and is a predicted model, not a curated record. Gene Ontology annotation, biological process: RNA modification. Bases 124 to 2139 code for a protein of 671 amino acids. Gene Ontology annotation, molecular function: protein binding; RNA binding.
AAUGAGCAAUUAGAAACUGGAGAUAUUCCCGUUCAAAAAAAAAGAAAGAAAAGAAAAUGGAGAUAUAUCCCGUGUUUUGACCGCCUUGUCGGUCUUUAACGGUUGUUUCCACCCUAUCAGCAUAUGCUGUCCAAAUGCCGCUUAUCUUCAAUCCCCACCGUCUAUUUCAAACGACAAUUCUCCUUCCCGCCAACCCCCUUCUCAGCUCAAACCAGCCAAAACGCCCCAAAACACGGAGACCCAUCUCACGGAACCUACUCGCCUCUCCCUCUAAGCCGACUCAGAGCUAAAAUGACUGUUUCCGAGUCAACCCAUUUCACCGACCCUCGCUCAGCCCAUUCUUUUUGCUCCGACGCCCUCAAAGUCUCAGCCAAAAUGGGUUUUCUUCCCGAAGGAAAACAACUACAUGCACAUAUAAUAAAGUUGGGAUUGUAUAACGCGUUGUCCUCGCAAAAUCAUAUCUUGAAUGUUUAUGUCAGGUGCAAGGAGUUCAAUGAUGCACAUAGACUGUUCGGUGAAAUGCGUGUUAGAAACGUGGUGUCGUGGAAUACAGUGAUUUCUGGUGUUGUUGACUGUAGUAGCAAUAAUAGGUCGAAUCUGUAUCUGGGUUUUUCUUAUUUUAGGAGAAUGUUGUUGGAAAAGGUAGGGCCAGAUGAUAUAACUUUUAAUGGUAUGUUUCGUGCAUGCAUUGAGUUGGAUGAUGUUGUGAUUGGUAGAGAAUUGCAUUGUUUCGUGAUGAAAGUGGGGUUUGACUUGAAUAGUUUUGUUGGUAGUGCCCUUGUCAAUUCGUAUGCAAAAUGUGGCUUGGUGGAAGAUGCGAGGCGUGCUUUUGAUGGUGUUUUGUCUAGAGAUUUGGUUUUGUGGAAUGUGAUGGUGUCUUGCUAUGUUUCAAAUUGUUUGGUUGAAGAGGCUCUUGGGGUCUUCAAUUUGAUGCGGUUGGGAGGUUUGAAGGGAGAUGAGUUUACAUUUAGUAGCCUGCUGAGUUCUUGUGGUGCUUUGGGAUCUUGUAAUUUGGGAAAGCAGAUCCAUGGCCUCAUCGUUAGAAAGUCAUUUGACUUAGAUGUUCAAGUGGCGAGUGUGCUCAUUGAUAUGUAUGCAAAGAGUGAAAAUAUAGAUGAUGCUCGCAAGGCUUUUGAUAGGAUGACCAUUAGAAAUGUUGUGUCUUGGAACACUAUGAUUGUGGCCUAUGGACAUUGUGGAGAUGGGAAGGAGGCUAUGAAUCUUCUCCGGGAAAUGAUCCAGGCAGAUUUCUGUCCUGAUGAAUUAACUCUUUCUAGUAUCCUUAGUUCAUGUGGCAACGUGUCUGCCACUAGUGAAAUUAUGCAGGUCCACGCUUUCACUGUUAAGUUUGGGUUUCAAUUAUUUUUAUCAAUUUCCAAUGCUCUGAUACAUGCAUAUUCCAAGUGUGGUAGCAUCCUUGGUGCAUAUGAAUGUUUUAGAUCUGUUUUGGAGCCUGAUCUUGUUACAUGGACCUCGAUUGUAUGUGCAUAUGCAUUCCAUGGUCUUGCCAGAGAAGCUACGAACUUAUUUGAGAAGAUGUUAUCUUAUGGCAUGAGGCCAGAUCCAAUCAUUUUUCUUGGGGUUCUCUCUGCCUGUAGCCACGGGGGGCUGGUAAAGGAGGGGCUUCAUUACUUCAAUUUAAUGACCAAUUACUACCAAAUUGUUCCACACUCAGAGCAUUAUACCUGUCUUACUGACCUCCUUGGCCGAGCUGGUCUUUUGGAUGAGGCAUUUGAUGUUUUGACCUUAAUGCCAAUAGAAACUGGGUCGAACACCUUGGGAGCAUUCAUUGGGGCAUGCAAAGUCCAUAAGAAUGUGGAAUUAGCAAAGUGGGCUGCAGAAAAGCUAUUUGCAUUAGAGCCGAACAAGCCUGUAAAUUAUACUUUAAUGUCUAACAUGUAUGCUUCUGAAAGAAGUUGGCUUGAUGUGGCAGGAGUACGCAAAAUGAUGAGGGACAGAUGUGAUUCUAAAGUUCCAGGUUAUAGCUGGAUGGAGAUUGCUGGUGAUGUUCAUACGUUUGUGUCAAGUGAUAAAUCCCACCCACAAUCUGUUGAGUUGUAUGCUGUGUUAGGAACAUUGCUUAGGUUGAUGAAGGAGGAAAAUUCCAUAUUUUCCAUGUUAAAGCUGACAGUUUUCUAGUUGAUCAUGCACUUAACUUCCCUUGCUGAUCCAGAAUUUUCUCUUAAAGAAGAACCCCUCGAGUGGUCAUUUUGCUUCUCAUUCCGAAGGAUUGGCAAGCUUUUUUAACAUUAUUAAUAUAUUUUAAUAAAGUGUCCUAAACUAUAGUUACAGUUUCUCCAGUUGUGUAUGAUUAUAUGUACAUAUGUCAGUCUAACAUUGAUUUUUCAUGAGUACAACCGGUACUAUGAUAAUCUUCUAUUGUUCCAAAUGAUC